Paramecium tetraurelia is the source of this 870-nucleotide messenger RNA. RefSeq lists its product as uncharacterized. The record is from RefSeq and is a predicted model, not a curated record. The transcript is spliced from 3 exons. Lineage: Eukaryota; Ciliophora; Oligohymenophorea; Peniculida; Parameciidae.
AUGUUUAGGAAUUUAAUUAAAUUAGGAGGCUGUUUGGGCUUGUUGAGUUCCUCAAAUAUUUUAUGCAAUUAAAUUAAAGGUAAAAACUCGGAGGACCAAUUACCUCAUUUUCAUUUUAUUAAUGAUCAUGAUUUACAAAAAUUACAAAAGAAACAUACAAAUUUGUAAAUUAUAGAUAGAAGCUACACAGAACACAUUCUAUCAGUGAUUCGAGACGUUGAAACAGAUAUCGUGGAUUUCAGAAAAAAUGCAGAUCGUUUAAUUAGAAUUCUGAUUGAAUAAGCUAUCUCAUAAAUUGAAAAAAAGAAACACGUUAAAUAGUCUCCAUUAGGAUAUUAUGAUGCUCAUGAGUUGAAAUUUUCAGAUGAGGAAAUAUGUUUUGUGAGUAUUCUAAGGUCAGGAAAUGCUUUUUUAAUUGAGGCUUUGAAGAUCAUGACAGGAGCAUCAAUUGGUUAAAUACUUAUUUAAAGAAAUGAGGAAACUUCUCAACCUUCAUAUUUUUUCUAAAAGUUGCCUAAAAACAUUAAGGAUUAAUAAGUCAUCCUGGUUGAUCCAAUGUUGGCCACAGGAGGUAGUGCUAGCAUGGCUUUGAAGAUUUUAAAAAAUCAUGGAGUCAAAGAAGAGAACAUCACAUUUUUAACGUUAGUUAGUUGUGAAUAAGGAUUAAGUAAAUUGUUUAGUGAGCAUCCUAAAAUCAAGAUUAUUACAGCUUAAGUUGAUCCAAUCUUAUUGUAAGAUAUCAACUACUUAGCUCCAGGAAUAGGUGAUUUUGGAGAUAGAUAUUUUGGGACUGUUAAAAGCAGUUAAGGUUAAUAAUGAUUAUUACAUAAAAACAGCAAAUUUAUCUGUGAAAUCCUGUUUAUAAAAAAA